Messenger RNA from Spirometra erinaceieuropaei, 546 nucleotides. The record is from the annotation of a GenBank genome assembly. Lineage: Eukaryota; Metazoa; Platyhelminthes; Cestoda; Diphyllobothriidea; Diphyllobothriidae.
AUGGGCCUUUUCGGCCACAUGCGCAUCCACGAGAGCGGCCUUGACCGCACUCCCGACACACCCACCACAUCCAACACAUCCACCGUGCACACCCCCACCCUCGUUCCAUCCGUCCGCGCCACCACCACCACCGCCUCCUCUGUAGCUGACACUGACACCGCCGACUUCUCUUGCCCACACUGUCCACGCACAUUCACCUCACGCAUCGGCCUGGUCGGUCACUUGCGAAUCCAUCGCACAGAGACUGGCGACCCAGUGCCUGGAGCACCCACCUAUACCCAACAAGCUCUUCUCAACUGCCCACACUGCCCUCACACUUUCGGGCAUUGCAUGGGCCUAUUCGGCCACAUGCGCAUCCACGACGACCUGCGGUCGACAACCGCCGGUUACACCACACAUCCACACACUCACUACCUCCUCCACCACCACCAUCACCCCACCAGAAAUCAACACUCACACACCUCAUGCACCCAACUGCCACCUCCCACGCAAGUGGGAAGUCCGCAUCUCGACUCGGUCCCCAUUCGGCUUCGGCUGCACGGGUGA